AUGUCAACACAAAAAGACCAGAAGAUCCUGAUCAUCGGGACCGGCACAUUCGGUGCCUCAACAGCAUAUCACCUAGCAAAGCGAGGCUAUACGAACAUCACUUGCAUCGACAAAUGGCCAUACCCUAGUCUUGAUUCUGCUGGCUAUGACCUUAUCAUCAGGACAGAAUAUGAUGAGCCGCUCUAUGCAGAAAUGGCCUUAGAAGCAAUUCAAGCAUGGCGAGAUCCUCUUUACAAGGAUAUAUUCCACGAGACCGGAUGGAUUCUGACCACUCUUGGCGAUCCUAAAGCCGUAGCUCAUCUGGAAAAAUCAUACAAAAAUCUGAAAGAUAAAGGUCAAGCCCACAAUAUCGAUUUUGUCAAAGGCAAAGACGAGAUUGCAAAGUAUGUGCCGCAAUUGAAGAACGCCCGCGACAUCGACAACUGGAAAGGUCUGUGGAACAAGCAGGCUGGUUGGGCGCAUGCAGCAAAUGCCAUCAAGAAGAUUGCCGAUGAAGCAGGCAAGAUGGGUGUUCGCUUUAUCUCCGGAGCUGCAGGCGAGAUGGUGUCUCUCGAAACUUCCGGCGACAAAGUCACGGGUGUGAGAGUCAAGUCCGGCGACGUGUACACCGCAGACAGAUAUAUAUUGUCUACUGGUGCCGCCUCUCCAGCCCUCCUCCCAGAACUUUCCACGGAACUAUGGAGCAAAUGCUGGACCUACGGCUUGCUGGAACUGACUGAAGAAGAAGCAGCACAAUUCAAGGACAUGCCCGUUGUCCUCAAUCACGAACUAGGUUUCUUCUUCGAGCCUAGUACUGAAGGCCGCUUGAUCAAAAUCUGCAACGAGUUUCCGGGAUACCAAUGGCAANAAGGAGAAUACACGGAUCAUGCCACAGGGGAAACGAAGAAGUACAGCAUUCCACGCUAUGCAUCCGAGUACCCUAACGAUGGCAUCCCAGAGGAAGCAAUGAACGCCAUCAAACACUUCAUCAGCACCGUGAUUCCACAAUUCGAAGGCAGGGAGAUCAAGGGUGCUAAAGUGUGCUGGUGUACAGAUUCGCCAGAUGCACAUUAUCUAAUCGACACGCAUCCCAAAUAUCCUGGUGGUGAGCUGCUACUGGCGACAGGUGACAGUGGGCACGCAUUCAAGAUGAUGCCCAUUAUCGGCAAGUACAUCGCAAAUGCGCUGGAGGGAGAUUUCAAANAGGAGUGGAAGUAUGGCAAUCGUCAACAUCUCGAUAGUGGUAGACCUGGAGAUGAGGUCAAGGAUCUUGAGGACGUGGGCAUUGGUGAACCCCAGGCCAGGCUGUAA
Aureobasidium musti is the source of this 1290-nucleotide messenger RNA. The record is from the annotation of a GenBank genome assembly. Lineage: Eukaryota; Fungi; Ascomycota; Dothideomycetes; Dothideales; Saccotheciaceae.